Messenger RNA from Lathyrus sativus (Indian pea), 1395 nucleotides. The record is from the annotation of a GenBank genome assembly. Lineage: Eukaryota; Viridiplantae; Streptophyta; Magnoliopsida; Fabales; Fabaceae.
AUGAUUGGAACCUCAAUGCGAGGGGGCUAUGAGGGAGAUGAAUAUGAGGAUUACGAUGAUUAUGAAGAUGAAGAACUGGAGGAAGGGGAGGGAUAUGAAGAUGAAGAAGGUGAAGAAUAUGUGGUGGAAGAACCUCGGAAGCCUACUCCGGAAGAACUGGAAUAUCUUGAGUUGAGGAAGAAGUUGAAAGAAUCAAUUAGAAAAAAGAUGAAGAAGGAGAAUAGUAUUUCUCUUGCAGAAUCCAGUGGUAGAAGAAAGCAAGUUCAUUAUGAUAAUUACGGUUCCUUUUUUGGCCCAUCUCAACCGGUUAUUGCCCAGCGAGUAAUCCAAGAGAGCAAGUCCUUGUUAGAAAAUCGGCAUUUGGUCCCCAAGCCUUCUAACUCACAUCAAAUUAAUAAAAGUACAAAUAAGGGUUCUAAUGGUGUAUCAAAGUCUUCAGCUCAUCAGCAGCCACACAGAGUCAAUGAGAAGCUAGUUAAAGCUGAGAAACUCAAGGUUACUAGAGAUUACUCAUUUCUUUUGUCUGAUGAUGCGGAUAUUCCUGGUCCAUCAAAAGAGCCUCCAUCUAGGAAUACAUCUGUGCGCAGUUCAGUGGGACAAGCAGCUCAAGUUCCAGGAAGGAGUAAUCAUUCUUUGAGCAAUGGUGGCAAACUCGCUCGUAGUACUGGUGAUAAUCGGAGACCUGUUGCAGGGGCUAGUCACUUGGCUCCUAAACCGCAAUCCAAUUAUAAGUUAAGUUCUUCCAGCCAGGCCAGUAAGGCAUCAGUAGAUUCUAGAAGACAGCUUGGUAGCAACAAUGGGAAUGGGCCAGGCCGGCCAGUGGGGUCAAAAGGCAUGCCUUCAAAGAUGCCUGUUAAUACCAUGGGGAGUAAAUCAGUCAAACCUGGCAUGAGAAAUCCUGUGAAUGGUGUGCAGAAGCAACCUUCGUCAAAGGUUUUGUCAUCUGCUCCAAAGCAUCAUAGUAUGGACCAAAGAAAAGAUUUACGAGAACCGCAUAAACACAAAAUAUUACCGCGACCACCACCGCGACCACCGGUAGCGUCAUCAAGACCUCAGGUCAGCAAACCACCACUUAAACAAAUUCCUAAGCGUCCUGGUUUGCAUGAUCAGCGCCCCAAGAGUAAACUUGGGAAACGACGCCUUGAUGAGCCUGAGGAUGAAGCGGAUGUUAGCAAAAUGAUCAGAUCGAUGUUUAAUUACAACCCCAGCAGAUUUGUCGAUGAUGACGAUGUCGAUGAUAUGGAGGCGGGCUUUGAUGAAAUUGUGAAAGAGGAAAAGAGGAGUUCUUUAAUUGCUAAAAAGGAGGAUGAGGAGCAACUUAGGUUGAUACAGGAGGAAGAAGAAAGAGCCCGAAAACGAAAGAUGAUGUUAAAGAAGCGUAGGGUUGGAGAGUAG